Messenger RNA from Onychostoma macrolepis, 2866 nucleotides. RefSeq names its product zinc finger protein 497. Gene Ontology annotation, molecular function: DNA-binding transcription repressor activity, RNA polymerase II-specific. The transcript is spliced from 9 exons. The coding region runs from base 107 to 2758 and encodes 883 amino acids. Gene Ontology annotation, biological process: negative regulation of transcription by RNA polymerase II. The record is from RefSeq and is a predicted model, not a curated record. NCBI's taxonomy places the organism in Eukaryota, Metazoa, Chordata, Actinopteri, Cypriniformes, Cyprinidae.
GUUUUUUGAGCUGAUUCGCGGAGCUUUUAUUUUGAAUAUUCCCGAUCGGAUGUGACGUCACGUACGCAGCCUUAACCCAGUUAGUGAAGCUCUAACAACAUUCCCAAUGGACGAAGAAAACUGCGCUGAAAUCGCGAACGCAGGCGGCGCUCUUCCUCUGGCGUCUCUGCGGCUGCUGGUUCCUCCGCUGCACCUGAUGUCUGCCUUCAUGUGGCAGGUGCUGCAGCAGAAGAGCGUGAUGCAUUAUGGGAAGCUGGAGGAGUUUGUGUGUGUGGUGACGGAGACGCUGCCGCAGCUGCUGGAGUUCAGGCAGCGAGCGCAGCUGAUGCUGGGUCUGAGAGCCAGGGUGGUGCUGGAGCUGUGUCACGCCGCCGCGAGCCCCAGAGCCGUGCAGCUCCACCUGGACAAGAUCCAGAUCCCAGCCGCUCCGCCCGGACACACGGGUGCUGACGCUGAUCUCAGGACGUCCGUCUCUAACUUCAGAGCUCUGGUUCUGGCGCUGCUCAAGGACCCGGUGGAGAAAGCCUAUUUCUUCCAGGAGGUGUUUCCGCUGGAGUACGGCGCGCGCUUCGACACGGCGCUGAAGGAGCUGAUGUGGGAGCUGCUCUCGUCUCUGGAGAAACUACUUCCUGUUCCAGACUUUAACAAAACGCUGGCGUGGCUCAAUCCUGCCCCCGCUGGUCUGGAGGACUGUAUGCGGAGCGACCCGAGCGACCUGCGUCUCCUCCUGCAGCAGCACCAGCUCUUCACAGACGCUCACAGCUGGCAGAGAGGCAGAGUGGGCACUCUUCCUCGCUCGUCUGGAGACUGCAUCCUCUCCUCUCUGUCCGUGCCUCCGUCCGCACGCCUGGCUCUCGCUGCAGAGCCGGUCCUGUAUCAGGUCCAGCCGCCGGCGCUGGCCAUCCUGAGUCCGCUGGGCUCCGACACCAUCAUCGUCACCGACUACACGGAGGUGGAGCUCAGCAGCCAGGAGGAGUCCGAGGAGCUGAUGGAGAAGGAGGAGGUGCUCCUGGACCAGAGUCCUGCUGUUUCUGCAGAAGAAGCUGCGCCUUUCACUGACAAACCCACUCACGGCGACGCCAGCGACGGCCCGGCGACAACAACAUCCCAUAAUGAGACGCAGAAUGACCACAAUCUGCAGAACCAAGUCUUGACGGAAGAAUUCAACCAGCCUAACCCAGACGAUGAGAGAGACGGGGCUGAUGCAGGAAGUGACACGUCUCCACCACAGGAAGUCAAAACGUCCGGAUCAGACGCGGACCAGAAACCGCCGCAGAGGAGAGGCCGAGGAAGACCCAGAAAAACUAGAGAGACGACUGACCAAAAAAACGUGGUAAAAACACCACGUCGACGAGUUAAACCGGAGAACAGCGCGGAGGAACGGAGUGCCGUCACACCGCACGGAGAUCUUGCAGAUGGCUCUGCCGAGCCGCCCAGCACACCUGAAACACCUUCCACCGGCCUGUAUCGCACACGGAAAACCUGCAAAACCGAUCCGCCGGCCUCCACUGACAACCCUCGCGCUCGGCACGCGUGCGAAACCUGCGGCAGAAAGUUCACGCGCAGAUCGGACGUCCAGCGGCACCAGCUGACACACACGGGUGAGCGUCCCUUCCACUGUAGCCAGUGCCAGAAGACCUUCCAGCACGCCUGGGAUCUGACCAAACACUGCCGCAAGAUGCACGGCGAGGCCAGCUUCACCUGCCGGAUCUGCCAGAGCGCCUUCGCCAACCUGCGCCUGCUGACGGUGCACCACAAGAAGAGCCACUCCGGCGAGCUCCCGCACUACUGCUCCAUCUGCGGCGAGGCCAGCGGCUCGCUCGGGGCGCUCGUGACGCACCGCAAGACCCACAGCGCCACGCAGCAGUACCGCUGCGACCAGUGCGGCGAGGCCUUCGACACGCUGCUGCAGAGAUCCCUGCACCGCCGGAGCCACCGCAGGCGCACGCACUUCAAAUGCCCGCAGUGCGAGAAAACCUUCACGCGGCGCACCGACGUCAAGCGGCACCAGCUGAGCCACACGGGCGAGCGUCCGCAUCAGUGCUCCGUCUGCGGCAAGCGCUUCGGGCUCCGCGCCGGGCUCCAGAAGCACCUGGCCACGCACACCGGCGAGCGUCCGUUCUGCUGCCCGUACUGCUCCAAGAGCUUCACGCAGCUGUCCAUCCUGCGACGGCACGAGCGCAUGCACACGGGCGAGCGGCCCUACCUCUGCUCGCAGUGCGGGAAACGCUUCCUAUCGCUCGGGGAGCUCAUCAAACACGAUAAAACGCACGCCGACGAGCGCCCGCACUCCUGCCCGCAGUGCCACAAGAGCUUCAAGCUGAAGCGCGCUCUCCAGGAGCAUCUGCUGGCGCACAGCGGCGCGCGGCCGUUCCCCUGCGACUACUGCGGGAAGAUGUUCGCCAAGCCCUUCGCGCUGAACCGGCACCACCUGAUCCACACCGGCGAGCGGCCCUUCUCCUGCGGUCACUGCGAGCGCACCUUCCUGACCUCCAGCGAGCGGGCGCUGCACGAGCGCAUCCACACCGGCGAGCGGCCCUUCUGCUGCGCUGCGUGUCCCCGGCGCUUCCGCAGCAGCUCGGAGCUCGCCAGACACCGCCGCAGUCACUCGCAGGAGCGGCCCUACCGCUGCGCUUACUGCCCCAAAGCCUUCGCCAGCGCCGCCAAGCUCAAGAACCACACCAGGGUCCACACGGGCCAGAGCAAACCCAAACGCCCGGCCGUGACGGUGACGGAAGUGUGCGUCACUUUAGAGUAAAUGACUGUUUAGUCUUGAUCGCUGGCUUGUGACGCUUCUGUUGAUGCGACUGCACUGAUUUCAACACUAUGGAAGCCUGUUUCCGCCACUGAAUAAAAAAAAUAAAAA